Molecule: messenger RNA, 4411 nt
Organism: Rhagoletis pomonella (apple maggot)
Lineage: Eukaryota; Metazoa; Arthropoda; Insecta; Diptera; Tephritidae
Gene: lov
Product: protein jim lovell
Exons: 3
Coding region: 1-3399 (1132 amino acids)
Biological process (GO): regulation of transcription by RNA polymerase II
Cellular component (GO): nucleus
Molecular function (GO): protein binding; DNA binding
Source: RefSeq, a predicted model, not a curated record
AUGUUAAAGGAACCGGUAGACGUUGUUAAAAGACGCAAAUUGUCGUUGUCGCAGACGCACAGCAUUGCGUCGACAGCCACGACAGCGUCUAUGGACAGCACAUCGAUUGCCACCACGACGCCGCCAAAUACACCGCCUACACCACCGCUCAACAUGAUAAUGACCACAGCACGUAGUCAUCAAAAUAUAAGCAACACCGGCAGCAGCAACAACAGCAGUAGCAGUAAUAAUGUCUGCGGUACGGGCAACACAACUUGUACACUGGUGGCCGCCAGUUCAGCGCCCACGCUCGCGACCACUACAAUGGCUAGCUCACUGUUGAGCACCGGCAGCCAGCACACACCCUCAUCGAAUAGCGCUACAGCUGCCGCAGCCGUUGCUGCUGCAGUGGCUGCUGUUGCAGCCGCCAGUACCAACUCCGCAACACCCGCCAACGGCGUCACCAGUAGCGCCGUACAAGAUCACUACAGCCUGCGUUGGAAUAAUCAUCAAAAUCAUAUAUUGCGCGCUUUUGACGCACUCCUACAGACCAAAACUCUGGUAGAUGUGACGCUGGUGUGCGCCGAGACAAGCAUACACGCGCACAAAAUGGUGCUCUCAGCGUGUUCGCCCUUCUUUCAGCGCGUGUUCGCCGAGACGCCGUGCAAGCAUCCGGUUAUUGUGCUCAAGGACUUUCAGGGUUGGGUGGUGCAAGCCAUCGUAGAUUUCAUGUAUCGUGGUGAGAUCAGCGUACCGCAGGAGCGUCUUCAGACCCUCAUUCAGGCGGGUGAAUCUCUGCAGGUGCGCGGUUUGGUCGAGAGUUCAGUGCCAGAGCAUACACCGACACCAGCCGCAUCCCCGGAUGGCUUCGGUAUGAUCGAUACGUCGCUGAUGUCGCCUGAGCUUGAGCGUUGUUCAAGCUUUGAUGAUGAGUCACCAUCGAUGGUUACGGCCGGCUCUAAGGUGAUAUUGCCAUCGAGACUAUUCGGUUCAACAGCACGGCGGGAGCGCGAGCGUGAACGCAAGCGGGAACGUGCACUCGAGCGUGAGCUAGAAAGAGAAAUAGAAAGUGACCAAGACCUGCCGUUAGAUACGAGCAUCAACUCAGACAUUUGUACUUCUCCCAUGCCAAGACGUAAGCAAGCGCGUCCGCGUCGACGCUCUGGUGAUCUACCACUCGAAAUGCCAAGCAAACCAGCUACGCCUGCACCCGUGGAGGAACCACCGCAAGCUGAAUCCCUGCCCCUGUCGCUGGAUGAGCAAUUGGAGAAGGCGCAUGCGGAGCGCUUAGAAGCUUUAAAGACUGUGAUUAAAACUGAGCUGACCGAGCCAAUGGACGAAGACGAGGGUGCUCGUCGUGAUGAUAGCGGAAACGGCAAUGACAGUCACCAAGAUAACAAUGAAACCCAAGAUAAGCCCGCAAGCACGUUUCAAUCAAGUGAAGAACCCCAGCAUAAUAAUCCACGCACGGAUGUGGCACUUUCACCAGAGCCACUGAAUGCGCAUAGUUCGAUGGACAUUGAAAAUGAGGAACAGGAACAGGAAGAUGAAAAUGAUAAUGACAAUGACAAUGAUAUUGAGCAAGAAAACGAUGAUGAGCAAAUACCAGAUGCGGAAGAUAUCGAGGAACUUAUCAACGCCACCAAUGAAUUGCGUCGCAAAUCGAUGUCGAAUCUCUCGGAUGGCCCAGAGGAUCUCUGCACAACGAAGAAGGAUAAAAACGAUAUGAAUGGCAGUCACUCGGCUAAUGAAGUUGACGCGAUUCCUGCGAACAAUAACAAUAACAAUAAUAAAUUAAACAACAACAAUCGCAUUGUAUUGUCGCUAAAGGACAUACGCCAAUUAAAUAAACCAUCUUCUUCCUCCACCCCCAACUCAUCGAAUAACAUGCACCCUUUUGCGACGGCCAGCCUCCGAGAUCUGCGGCUAGAUCGCGCCGUCAGCGCAGCAGCCGAGAAUCAAUGCAAAAUGGAUGCACUAGAGGCGCAGAUGCACGCGGCUGCAGCAGCAGCAGCGGCGGCAGCAGCCAGUGGCGAGAAUCCAUUCCAACACAUGGAACAUCAGAUGGAUCUGUCUUUAGCGGCGGCCGCAGCAGCAGCCGCUGUUUCGCAUCAACAGUCACGUGAACGUGAUCAGGCAAUGCAACGUGAACAACGUGAGUUCCAAGAACACCACAACGCCUAUGCAAAUAGCAUACUGGGGCAAAUGGGUAUGCCCGGUAUGUCACCGUUCGGGCCGCCAGGUGGGCCUGUGGGACCAGCACCUCAUGAACGCCUCGAAGAGAGCAUGAAUCGAUUGAGCAAGGAAUUCGGGCCUAGCUCGCCUAUGAGCCUGCCAUCGCAUUUCAAUCCACCUGAUGGGCCACCACAUCCCCCUUCACCGCUGCAAUUUCCGGGUAUGUCAUCUGCGUUGGCGCUCACGCCACCACACAUGUUUGGCUUGGACUCGCCGCUUGGUCUCUUUCCGCCCGGGAUUGACCCGGGUAAACUCUACAAUCCGCUAAUGGAAAUGUCCGAUCCACGUGGCAUGCCCAGCGACCAUCCGCCGCCCUUUCUGAAAGGCAAAAAAAUACCACGACCUAAGGGCCAACACUCGGCGCCACGUGGCGGUCCACCACGCUCAUGGACCAACACCGAACUCACCGAAGCACUGCAGCAUGUCUGGAACAAGAAGAUGACCACCUCGCAGGCGUCACGCAUCUUUGGCAUACCCUACAAUUCAUUGCUGAUGUAUGUGCGCGGCAAGUAUGGCAAGAGCCUAAAGCUGGAGCAGUUGCGCAAGGAUUGUAUCAGCGGUCCACCACUUGAACUGCUACAGCUUGGUCUCGGUCAUGGCACAGGUGGUAGCAAAAAGAAGGAUGAAUCACGCAAAGAGAAAGCGGCUAAUAGAAAUGCAGAAAACGCGGCAAAUAAUAACGCCGAACUUGACUUGGGCAUACCGCUGCCGGGUAUGGUGCCUGGCAACGGCCCGGGCGGUCCACGUAAUGCCAACUCUGAGCCAGAUCUGCUAGGUGGUCCCAACUCGCUGUUUGGGCCAUUCCCCGGCGCUUUCUAUCCGGACUUCCCCGGUGGCUUCCCUGGUCUGCCGCUAAGCAUGCUCAACCUGCUGCCUCCGACGGAUCGUCACCAACCACAUGGCGCCGGCAUGACGGCAUUACACCAUCUCGGAAUGGACGAGGACUGCAAAUCGGAUCGCUCUAAACAAUCUUCCUCGCUGGGAGAUGAUGAUUUCGUCAGCGGCGGCAUGUUGGGCGCUGGCAUGCAACCGCUUGCGCUCAAUCGCAACGACAAUGAGCGACGCUCCGCCGGUGGUGAAAUUUUGUCGGUGCCUGGUUCGGUGGGAGCGCCGCCACCGCCACCACCCCCUAUGAGCGCUGCCGUCGGUGGCGGUGCGCAACAAAAUGGCGGUAUGCAGGAUUGAAAUUUCUGGCGGGAUUGGGCCGCCAACCCCAUGUUUUUCCCGCCAAACGACACAUAUGAUGUGGAAGAGGCUAUGAACGGCGGCAUUGGCUUAGGUGGCCAUCACCAGCACCAACAGCAACAGCAACACAACGAUGCGACAACAACUGCGGAGCGCAACGGCAACUGCAGCGCCGGCGGCAGCGUGCUAGGGAACGUCGCGCGUGCGGCACAUCAAUUUCGCGAAUUUAAUCAAAAUCUCUACAUGGCAAGACGCAAACUGAAACGGCUGCGUCAGCGGCAAUAUCGGCGCUUCGGCGAUUUGAAUAAUCGUGGUGCGGAGAGCGCCAAUAAUGCGACAAAUGGUGGCAGCGGUGGCGGCGGUGGCGCCGGCAGUGGCUUCAUGGCGCUGCAGAUGGGUCCACCACCGUCGGCGUUGACGUUGCCCAUGCCGCCGGCGGUUAUACGCACUUAGUUUAAUUUUACUGUAAUGCUGUAAACUAUAUUAUGUUCAAUUAGUGUACAUGAUAGGAGGCGAGACGUCCGAGAGAGCGGUAGGAAGCUAGAAAAUAAUAAAAUAUAUAUUAAGUAAAAUAAUUAGUGAAAAUUUGAGGGUAGAAAAGAAUUGAAGGAGGUUGAGCAGAAAAUCUUGCAUAAGUAAAUUAUUAUAACUGUGAAUCGAUGUGAAUAUGUAAUGAACAUGCAAUAUAUUGUUUUGAUUUUAUUUAAACAUAUGUAUGUAAGUAUUAUUAAAAUAAAGAAUUCUCUCAUUAGUUUAAAGUAUAGGCUUUUUUGCUUAACACGGCAACAACAAAACAACGAUAUUUUUAAUUGUGAAAUUUUGCAUACUUCCAGUUUACUUAAAAACAUAUUAAAACAAUUUAGCAUGUUGUAUUCAACCACUUCAAACUUUUUAAAAAAAUUCUUAUUACCACAGAAAUAUGAGUACACUACUCAGUCGAUGAAUUUUAGAGUGAAUUUUUUAUUCCGCAAACAAUUUUUUUUUUAUAUACAUAAUUCAGAUUUCAAAAUAA